CUUGCAAAAAAUUAAUAAAAAAUUUAAACAUAUCUUAUUAUUGUUGUCAUGGGGAAGAUUUCACUUGUUGCUGCUCUUUUGUUGUGCUUGUUGGCAUUUGCAAAUGCCAACAGGUUCUCCGUCACGGUAGCUGUGACGGAGAACGAUAUUGAAAAUCCACAAAGCUGUCAAGAGCAAAUGCAGAGUCAUAGGCUCAACCACUGCAGGAUGUACGUUUCAAGUAGUCGCCAAUACUAUAACGACAACCUAAGCAUGGUGACAGAUGACGAUCAUGUGAUCAACCAAACUCAAGAACAUCUUCAACAAUGUUGCCAAGAAUUGAAGAACAUGGACACUCAAUGUCGAUGCCCAGCACUUAAGAAAAUGGUGAUGCAGGAUUGUGGUGGCGGCCAAUGCGAAGAGUCGAUACGCUUGUUCGGAAAAGCUCGUUACGUUCCCCAUAUGUGUAACCUUCAACCCACUCGUUGUAGCUUCUAAUUAAUAAAUUUAGAAGCUCGAUCAGUAUAAAAAUUACGUUAAAAGUGCUAUAAUAAAAACACACUAUCGUGUGUAUGUUUGGUAAGGCAGAGUUAAUUUGUGAACUUCGUCUAUGGUUUUAUUGUAUGGGAAGUUUUUUUCAA
Molecule: messenger RNA, 620 nt
Organism: Solanum pennellii
Lineage: Eukaryota; Viridiplantae; Streptophyta; Magnoliopsida; Solanales; Solanaceae
Product: 2S sulfur-rich seed storage protein 1-like
Exons: 2
Coding region: 49-477 (142 amino acids)
Molecular function (GO): nutrient reservoir activity
Source: RefSeq, a predicted model, not a curated record